Messenger RNA from Myripristis murdjan (pinecone soldierfish), 1266 nucleotides. It is a transcript of the gene nudcd2, whose product is annotated as NudC domain containing 2. The record is from RefSeq and is a predicted model, not a curated record. The coding region runs from base 250 to 723 and encodes 157 amino acids. Gene Ontology annotation, cellular component: cytoplasm. Lineage: Eukaryota; Metazoa; Chordata; Actinopteri; Holocentriformes; Holocentridae. The transcript has 4 exons. Gene Ontology annotation, biological process: protein folding.
UGUAGUGCCAGAAGAAGAAGAGGAAGAAGAAGAAGACAGGAGAGUUUGUAGUGUAGUUCGGCUCAUGUCUGGAGACAGCACAGUAAAACGCUUCAGUAACAGUUUAAUCAGGUUAUAUCCUAUGCAGCAGUCUUGUAAAAGCGGCUGGCACAUAGAUACAACACUGCAGGUUUGAUAGUUAAACCACCGCCGCAGGCUAGCGAGCUACACGCUGGUCCAAGUGUCCGCCACCCGGUGAGGAGCCGCAGCAUGUCGGUCCACUUCGAGGAGAGGAGCGGCGUGGUCCCCUGCAAGACGCCCUGGGGCUCCUGGUACCAGACCAUGGAGGAGGUCUUCAUCGAGGUGGAGGUGCCUCACGGGACGUCCGGCAAAGAGAUCAAAUGCAACUUGGGCUCCAAACACAUCGAACUGUACGUCAAAGGAAAGGAGGUGAUCAAGGGUAAAUUAUUUGGCACAACUGUUUCUGACGAGGGCACAUGGACACUGGAGGAUAAGAGUUUAAUUCGCAUCAUCCUGAUGAAGACCAACAGAGAGGCGGGGAACUGCUGGGCGUCGCUUCUGGAGGGGGAGUACGCUGCAGAUGCCUGGGUCCAGGACCAGAUGCAGAGGAAGCUGACACUGGAGCGGUUCCAGCGGGAGAACCCUGGAUUUGACUUCAGCGGUGCGGAGAUCUCGGGGAACUUUGCUGGCGGUGGUCCAGACUUUUCCAGUUUACAGAAGUGACUGUUGCAGUGAUGUCUAAAACCUGCUACAUGCUGGAGAUGUUACCCCGACUCUCCGACUUUACCCGGGAACAUUCAUGGAAUACAGGUGAAGUGGAAUUACUGGACUUCCUGCGAGGACAAGCGGGACAGAUUUGCCUUUCUGCAAACUGGGGAUACGGGCCAUCUAAGAGGCUUUGUUUUCAAAGUAGGAGCCAUAAUUUUUAACAGUGCAACCUCACAGCCUGCCUUCUCAUCUAGCAUUUUUAAGCUGGUUGUCAACCGAUUUCUUUUUUUUUAAAUCCAGUUUUGGAAGCCAGCAUCGUUGAUGACAGAAGUUGAUAUGAAACUUGUCUUGCAUUUACAAUAAGCCUUUGACAUGUGUUGUGGUUUAAUAAUGUAAACAAUGCACUGGCAGCAACUUUUCAAUAAAGUUUUAUUGAAAGGUCCAAGAACAUAGGUUAACCAGACGGUGUAUUCAGUUAGCCAUUUUAAAUUUUGAGAACUCACAUUUCUAUUACCAAAAGAAACUGCUUCUAAGUCAACAGACAGUGAAAUUGGCAAA